UUUUUACAUUUAUGAUUAAGGUUAAUAUACCUUGUGACGUUUUUAUUAUUCAUUUACGUCUAUUGCGUUCUCAAUUAUAAGGAAUUUAAAAGUGACAUGAAAUCAAAAUAAUUAAAAAAAAGACGUCAAAUUUUAAACGGAUUUGGUUAUUUGAUUAUUAAGAAACAAACAAAAAGAAAAAAAAAAUGGCUAAUGAAACAGAAACAUUCAGACAUACGAAUGAAAUUGAGGAGACUGAAGGAGAUGCAGAUGAUAUUGAUGAAGAAGGAUCAGAUGGAGUUGUAAUUCCCGAACUUCAAGGAAAUUUAUCAAAAUGGACAAAUUAUAUACAUGGAUGGCAAAGUAGAUUUAUUGUUUUAAAAAAUGGUACAUUGUCUUACUAUAGAUCGGAGCAAGACAGUGGUUUUGGUUGUAGAGGAUCCAUAAGUCUUUUUAAAGCAGAUAUAAAGGCUCAUGAAUUUGACGAAUGCAGAUUUGAUGUGUCUGUGAAUGAUUGUUUAGUUUGGUAUUUAAGAGCAGGUACACCUGAGGAUAAACAACGUUGGGUUGAUGUUUUAAAAUCUUACAAGUCAGAGUCGGGAUACGGUAGUGAAAAUAGUUUAAAACGUCAUGGAAGUGCAAUUUCUUUAAUAUCAAAUACCCAAUCAACAACAAGUGCUGGUAGUUUUAGUAAACGUGGUGUUAGAAGUUUAAAAGAAAAACUUGCCGAAAUUGAAACCUUUAAGGAUAUAUUAAUUCAACAAAUAGAUACAUUGCAAAAAUAUUUUGAUAAUUGUGCAGAGAAUUCAAAAAAUGUUAGUAAAAAUAAUUUUACAGGCGAUAAAGGUGAAAAAAAUUUUAAUCCUGCUGAAUUAUCAGUGGAUUUUAAAGGUGAAGCAAUUACAUUUAAAGCAACAAGUGAAGGUGUACUUGCAACAUUACAACAUUGCGUUGAAUUAAUGGGACAAAGAGAAGAUGCAUGGCGACGAAGAUGGGAGAAAGAAGUUGAAAAAAAACGUAGAAUGCAUGAUUUGUAUAAAAAUUUAAAGGAUCAAGUCACAUUACAAAGUGGCGAAUCGCCAAGACCACGAGUUCUUAUUCAUGGUGGUCCAGAUUAUGAGGAGGGUCCACAUAGUGCACUUUGUGACGAGGAAUUUUACGAUGCUGUCGAAACAGGAUUAGACAGAAUUGAAGAGGAAAAUUUAUUAAAAGAUCGUUUAAAACAAAAAUCAGUUGUACUUCCCACAGCUUCCACAACUCCUGCAAUUAAGCAUCGACUUUGGUCUGAGAUAGAAAAAAUAACAAUGGAACAAUUACAUUAUGCGAGACUUGGAAUGGGAGCAGGAAGUUGGAUGUUAUUUGCUGAAGAUGGUGAUAUGCGUAUGUAUAGACGAGAAGAAGAAGCUGAUGGCUUAGUUGUAGAUCCUUUAAAAGCUUGCCACGUAGUUAAAGGAGUUACUGGAUACGAGGUGUGCAAAAUAUUUUUCAGUCCAGAAUAUAGAAGUGGAUGGGAAUCAACAUUAGAGGAUAUGUCGAUUAUUGAAACAAUAUCAAAGGAUACUUUAGUGUUUUUACAAACACAUAAAAGAAUUUGGCCAGCAAGUCAAAGAGAUGCUUUAUUUUGGUCGCAUAUGCGUAAAGUACCAGAUGAUCAAGAUCCAGACAAUCAAGAUGUUUGGAUUGUUUGUAAUCACAGUACAGAAUAUCCAGAUCAUCCGCCCAAUGUCAAUAAAUGUGUUAGAAUUUAUCUAACCGUUUGUUUGGUUUGUCAAACUGUAAUUGAUCCACCAAAAGAUAGAGAAAUCAGAAGGGAAGAUAUUACAUGUAAAAUAACGUAUUGCUCCGUUGUUAACCCCGGUGGCUGGGCACCAUCAUCAGUGUUACGUGCUCUUUAUAAAAGGGAAUAUCCCAAAUUUCUUAAACGCUUUACAAGUUUCUGUAAGGAGCAAUGUGAAAACAAGCCAAUUACAUUCUAAUACAUUCAAAUUCUCGCAGAUUAUAAUGAUUUAAUUAUAAUAUAUAUAUAUAUAUAUAUAUAUAUAUAUAUAUAUUCUUUAUGACACUAUUAAGUGAAACCAUUUUAAUCCAGAGAGAAUUAGAAAAUAUUUUUGCAUUAUUUUUUUAAAAUGUUCUUUAGUCUCUUAAAAAUUAUUAUUUCUUUUUUUUAAUUUCUCUGUAAACAAUGUGGAUAAGAAUAUGAAACUUGCAUACUUUUUUUUUAUACAAUUUACUUAUCAGUUGUCAUUAACAUAUUAACAAAAAAUUCAUUUGAACAAAGAGAAUUGUGAUUUGUUUUUUUUUUUAAAUAUUAAAGUCAAAGUCCAUCUGUACAAAAAGGAUAAACCUAUAUACUUAUUGAUAAAUAAUUAACGGGAAUCUGUACAUUAAAUAUUCGAGUUAAUAAUUAUUUUUAUUUAUGUAAAAAUAUGUUUAUGGAUGUAAGAUCACUAAUGGUGAAUCAUAAUAAAGACUGUUGCAGGUUUA
This is a messenger RNA of Leptopilina boulardi, 2463 nucleotides long. It is a transcript of the gene cert, whose product is annotated as ceramide transfer protein. Gene Ontology annotation, molecular function: phosphatidylinositol-4-phosphate binding. The record is from RefSeq and is a predicted model, not a curated record. Gene Ontology annotation, cellular component: Golgi apparatus. Bases 186 to 1955 code for a protein of 589 amino acids. The transcript has 7 exons. Gene Ontology annotation, biological process: ER to Golgi ceramide transport. NCBI's taxonomy places the organism in Eukaryota, Metazoa, Arthropoda, Insecta, Hymenoptera, Figitidae.